GUCACGCCAUGAGCGUGGUAAAUGUUAUGGACACCAUGUUAGAGGAGACGAAGGCUGCAUUAACAGCUGCAGUGCAGAGGUGGAUGAAGGCACGCAUUGGGCAUGGCUUAGGUGAAGUGACAUCGGAAGAGGUGGCUGGUGCUCAACUUAGCAAAGCCCAGUUGGAGGUUGUCGCUGCCGAUGUCAAGGUCGAAGUGGUCAAGGCUAAGGUCGGAGUGGCCGAGGCCAAGGUGAGUGUGGCCGAGGCCAUGCUGGAGGCCGGCGAGGCCGAUUUGGUUGACGUGGCCGAGGCCAAGGCCGAAGUGGCCGAGGCCAAGGCGAGUGUGGCCGAGGCCAAGGUCGGAGUUGCCGAGGCUAAGGUCGGAGUGGCCGAGGCCAAGGUGAGUGUGGCCGAGGCCAUGCUGGAGGCCGGCGAGGCCGAUUUGGUUGACGUGGCCGAGGCCAAGGCCGAAGUGGCCGAGGCCAAGGCGAGUGUGGCCGAGGCCAAGGUCGGAGUUGCCGAGGCUACGGUCGGAGUGGCCGAGGCCAAGGUGAGUGUGGCCGAGGCCAAGUUGGAGGCCGGCGAGGUUGAUCCUGCUGACGUGGCCGAGGCUAAGGCCGGAGUGGCCGAGGCCAAGGCGAGUGUGGCCGAGGCCAAGGUCGGAGUGGCCGAAGCCACGGUGGGAGUGGCCGAGGCCAAGGUGAAUAUGGCCAAGGCCAAGCUGGAGACCGGCGAGGCUGAUCCUGCUGACGUGGCCGAGGCCAAGGCGAGUGUGGCCGAGGCCAAGGUCGGAGUGGCCGGAGCCACGGUGAGUGUGGCCGAGGCCAAGGUGAGUGUGGCCAAGGCCAAGCUGGAGACCGGCGAGGCUGAUCCUGUUGACGUGGCCGAGGCCAAGGUCGGAGUGGCCGAGGCCAAGAUUGCUCACGGAAAGAGUCGCGGCGAUUCCGAGGAAGACAUUGCGUCGCUCUCUGCCUACGCCGACUUUCUGCGUAGCAACAUGCGCAAACUCGCCAGUCUGCACACGGGGAAUGCCAAUGGUGCACCUGCCAGCUCUUCUCGCGAUCACAUUGGGAUUGUCCAACCCAAGGGCCCUGCCUCGCGAUCAAUGUUUGGUGGUUUCGCCGAGACGGAAUCACCUGUCUCGGAUCCUGCUGCCCUUCUUCCUCUGGUUGUGUCGGGCCAUCUUGAGUUGGUGGUUUGGCCUGGGAACAGCUCUUCCAGCGAUGAUGGCAGUCUUGCGUUGCAGGACUUGGACUUGGCCCCUGCCCUCGAUGCCAAGCUUGCACCUCCACUUUUCCGCAAAGCUUUUACCAUGCGGGCCGAGAUGGAGACUGUGCGGCAUUCCGUGGCACACGACCUUUGGACGCUUGUCUUUUCCUCGAGCUCUCGUCCCCUUGUUGGCCUAGACACCGACGCUAUGCGGACCUUCCAUCUGGAAAAGGCUUUUGUUGCGGAGCUCUAUGCCUCGCUCUCGGCCCAUGUUCCUACUGCCAACGCAGAGUUGCCUCUGCCGCUUGAUGCCAUCCGAUCGCGGUGCGAGCGCGCUGCAGCCUUUUGCCACGACCACGCCGCUGCUCUUGAUGCGGCGGUGGGUAGUGCAGCUGCCAUCGCCGAGCACAAGGCACGGCUCGCAGAUGCAGAGCUGGAGGCGAGUGUUGCCGCCGCCCAGGCUGGUACCGCAUACAGCGAGCGGCUGAAGAACAGGCUCCUCUCCCAGGCUCACGAGUGGCAAGCCCAAGCCGAGCUGCUCUCGUCGCGCGCGGUCAAGCCCGAUUCAAAUUUGUCAGCACGUGUGCGCGAGGUCAGGAGCACACGGAGUGCCUCGAACGACCCGAGUACUUCUGGUGCCCGGUCAGCUGACGACGCUGCAGGUGUUGCAGAGAGACUCACAAAGCGCAUGUGGCACGAGCGUCCGAUUCUGCCGAACGCUGUCGCUGACGUGCUGUUUGGCGUCCGGUCCACCGAGAUGAGCCUUGGCUUCGGCGUGUACGAACCAGGCGUGUCUCACAAGAACGGCCAGGUAGAGGCGUACGCGCACGCUUUGGCUCUGGCUCUGGCUGGCCUCCCGCUCGGCCCAUCGGUACUUUCGCUCUCUGGCCAGUUUCCCACCGCAGCCAACAUGGCCAGAGGAUCGCCGACCCACCCUUCUCUCCAGCUCGCGGCACACCUUGUCCGAAGCGAUCACAUCCUGACGGUGGAUGUGGCGAGCAUGACCUGCACCAGCCUCGACGAGUACGUGACGGUCGUGGUCGGCUUUGCCGUGGCCAUGUCCGAAGUCACCGCCAUCAUGGUCCGCCGGCUGCAUGAGCCGCUGCGUGCACCGCGCAGUUUCGGCCCCAACGUGGCGGUGGUCGACGGCUAUGCCUUCAAGUGGUUCUUGGGAUCAACGUCGCGCAUGCCCAACGCGCACGCAUGGAGGGUCGCGUCACCUGAGCUGUGUGCCUGUGCUCUGGUCGUCAAGACUCCGUUUGACGUCCGCCGCUGCGAGCGCACCAUCAACGCGUUGCUUGGUACGACUGCCGUCCUCGUCACCCAUUUCAAGACCGACAUUGAGGACGAGUCGUCGGACGAGCAUCCGGACGCUUCCAUGGUCACCUUGUCUCACUUUCAAGACGUCGCACGCCGUCUCGCCGCACUCCAUGGCAUCGGCAUGGUUCACGGGGACAUUCGCCGCAACAACAUGGUGUUUGACAACGACGGCAACGGCUUUCUCAUCGACUUUGACCUUGCGCGGCCGAUCCGCGAGCUCUACCCGGCAUCACUCCGCCACGUGGCCGACGGUAAGCGCGCGCCCGGGCUUGUCGACCCAGGCCAUGGGCGGCGCUUACCCAUGGAGACUGUCCACGAUGUGUUUUCGCUCGGAGCCGUCAUGGACUUGUACCAGGCCGCCGACGCCACCCACCAGACGACUUGGAGUCGUCUGGUGGACGCCAUGAUGGCCAGUGACUCGGCCGGCAAGCUCUCCGGGAGCCUCCCCACUGCAUGGCCGGAGUCAUUUGCCCUGCAACGGCGCGGUGUUGUGCCUAGCGGGGCAACUACACGCGGCACCGGAUCACCACCAACACCCUCUGAUGCCGGAGCAUGAAGCUGACCAUGCUCGUCGUACCGUAGCAAAGUUCAUAAUAGCCUUGCUCUCCCCCCC
Molecule: messenger RNA, 3122 nt
Organism: Thecamonas trahens ATCC 50062
Lineage: Eukaryota; Apusomonadida; Apusomonadidae
Exons: 3
Coding region: 9-3065 (1018 amino acids)
Biological process (GO): transmembrane transport; protein phosphorylation
Cellular component (GO): efflux pump complex
Molecular function (GO): efflux transmembrane transporter activity; porin activity; protein kinase activity
Source: RefSeq, a predicted model, not a curated record